GUCGGACAUCAAUACCGCGGGAACUAUAUUUAUGUUAUGUAAGCAAAGACGCGUGCAGCCCUGCAGCCGAAAAGAAAAGCAUAAAUCCUGAAAAUAUAGAGAAUAGCAUUACAUGAAUAAAGUCUUCAGGACAAUACUUUCUAAAAGCUGCUUCAAACCAUCAAUUUUUAGAGUACUUCAGAGAGAGGAAACGUCCUUACUUUCCAGACAUCAUUCAGAUUUCAACAGGGUGACGUCAUUUUGCCCAUGUGAUAGGUCACAUCUGUGCUCUCUUACCAGUCGGAACAGUUAUUGCUUUUUCUCACAGAAAAGGGCAAUGUCGGAUAAAAAAUCCAGUAAAAGAAAAACCAAUGCAGACGGAAAUGGCGAUGAAUCAAAGGAGGAGAGUCCUAAGAAACUGAAGACUGAGAGCACUGACAACAAAAAUAAAAAUGACAUCUCUCUCAUAAAGCAGGUAACAGAGUCAAGGAAGAAGCUGUGUGAUUCGGUGGCAGAAUUUAAAUUUAAUAAGAAAAGAGUCAGGAUUUUGUCCAAAGCUAAGGACUUUCCAGAUGGAACAAAUGGAGUUGUGUACUGGAUGUCGAGAGACCAGCGAAUACAAGAUAAUUGGGCAAUGUUGUAUGCCCAGAAGCUGGCCCUGAAGAUGGAGGUUCCUCUCCAUGUCUGUUUCUGCCUGGUCCCUCGGUUCCUGGAUGCCACCAUCAGACAUUUCCGGUUCAUCCUCGCAGGACUGGAGGAGGUGGAGAAGGAGUGCAGAGAAUUAGACAUAUCUUUCCACCUGUUGAUUGGUCAUGCCAAGGAUGUUCUACCUACAUUUGUAGAAGAGAACAAGAUUGGAGGAGUGGUUACGGAUUUCUCUCCCCUGCGAGUUCCAGCAGAAUGGGUAGCAGAUGUUGUGAAAGCUCUCCCUGCAAAUAUUCCUCUGUGUCAGGUCGAUGCUCAUAACUUGGUGCCUUGUUGGGAAGCCUCGCCCAAAUUGGAAUACGGAGCCAGAACAAUUAGGAACAAGAUCCACAACCAGUUAAAUCAGUAUUUAACAGAAUUCCCCCCGGUCUGCAAGCACACACACAGACCAAAGUCAAAAUGCAAGUCAGUUGAUUGGUCCACAGCCGAGGACAGCCUUGAGGUGGAUCGUAAGGUUACAGAGGUGGAAUGGGCAGUGCCGGGGAGUACAGCAGGACUAAACAUGUUGGAAUCUUUCUGCAAGGAGAGGCUGAAAUACUUCGGUGCUGACAGAAAUAAUCCAAACAAGAACGCCCUCAGCAACCUGUCCCCAUGGAUCAAAUUUGGACAGAUUUCUGUGCAGCGCUGCAUUCUGACUGUGAGGCAGUACCGUGGUCGGUACAAAGAUUCCGUAGAGUCGUAUAUAGAGGAGGCCAUUAUACGACGGGAGCUGUCCGAUAACUUCUGUUUCUACAACAAAAACUAUGACUCAAUUGAUGGAGCAUAUGAUUGGGCCAAACAAACUCUGAAGGUUCAUGCUGGGGACAAGAGGGAGUAUGUGUACACAAGAGAACAGCUGGAGUAUGCCAAGUCACAUGACAAUCUGUGGAAUGCUGCACAGAAACAGAUGGUUAUAGAGGGGAAAAUGCAUGGUUUUCUGAGAAUGUAUUGGGCCAAGAAGAUCUUAGAGUGGACACCAAGUCCAGAAGUGGCGUUAGAAACUGCAAUCUACCUCAACGAUAAAUACUCACUGGACGGAAGAGACCCGAAUGGUUACGUGGGGUGCAUGUGGUCAAUUUGUGGAAUUCAUGAUCAGGGCUGGAAAGAGCGGGAAAUCUUUGGUAAAAUCCGUUACAUGAAUUACAAUGGAUGCAAGAGGAAGUUUGAUGUGGCAGCAUUUGAAAGGAAAUUCAAAAGCAAAUCCCUACAGUGAUCAUCAAUUUCCAACUUAUCAGGAUUCAGAACAAGAUCACAUGACAUACUAUAUGUGUUAUAGUCCCUAAAUGAGAUGAUUUAGUAGAAUAAUCGGACAAUGUUAGAUGUGUUCAUUUUGUUUUAUUUAGUAUGUAGUAUUGUAAAAUUCUGAAAUGAUACUGCCAUAGUAAAUAUAUGUACCUGUAA
This is a messenger RNA of Ostrea edulis (European flat oyster), 2064 nucleotides long. Its product is annotated as deoxyribodipyrimidine photo-lyase-like. The record is from RefSeq and is a predicted model, not a curated record. NCBI's taxonomy places the organism in Eukaryota, Metazoa, Mollusca, Bivalvia, Ostreida, Ostreidae. Gene Ontology annotation, molecular function: deoxyribodipyrimidine photo-lyase activity. Gene Ontology annotation, biological process: photoreactive repair. The transcript is spliced from 10 exons. Bases 113 to 1876 code for a protein of 587 amino acids.